AUGACAACUUUAUGCCUUACUUUUCUACGCGGGAGGCUGCCCGCGCAGCUGGAGGCCGAGCUGGUGCACCCGGUGCUCGCCGUGUCCGCGCUGGUCCCCGCCAGCGUGGCGCUGCCGCCGGGCUCCAGUGAGCGGCCGGCGCUGCUCGCCGUCUCCUUCCUCCUCCACGUCGCCUUCCUCCUGUGCCUGCCGUCGCUGGCCGCCAACCUGGAGGGCGACGCCACGCCCCGUGCCCUGCUCGUGUACCGCGACGUCGGGCUGCUGCUCCUGGUGGUGGCUCUCCAAUGGCUGCUGUCGCUGCGCCUCGCUUCCAGGACGAGGCCCCUGUCUUCCUGGUCGCAGUCCGUAGCCAGGGGGCUGUCCAUGCUCAGGACGCUCCUUCUUCUGCCUGUUCUGCCCGUCACCGCGCCCGUUUUCAAUAAGCCGCUCGACGAACAAAGCGUUCAAUUAUCAAAGAUUCUCGAUCGACUAACAUUUUUCGCAGUAUCGGCAAGUUACAUCGCUUUAGUCACCAUCGGCUUACAGUAAUAAAUGAAAAUGUACAUUCGAAUAAAUAAAUUGUCUUGUCUUGUCUCAUAUGUCUCAUCUUGUGUGACCGUCUUUUUCUCUACCCACGGGGCUUUUGUUCGCGACUACCCUCAGCGGAGGACAGCGAAUCACUAUUUACAGGUAAUCGUCGUGGUGCGAAGACACCAACCACAGCUCGGAGCUGAGCGCGCCGA
This is a messenger RNA of Frankliniella occidentalis (western flower thrips), 722 nucleotides long. RefSeq lists its product as uncharacterized. The transcript is spliced from 3 exons. NCBI's taxonomy places the organism in Eukaryota, Metazoa, Arthropoda, Insecta, Thysanoptera, Thripidae. Bases 1 to 528 code for a protein of 175 amino acids. The record is from RefSeq and is a predicted model, not a curated record.